Messenger RNA from Magallana angulata, 3551 nucleotides. Its product is annotated as ankyrin repeat domain-containing protein SOWAHC-like. The record is from RefSeq and is a predicted model, not a curated record. The coding region runs from base 2604 to 3218 and encodes 204 amino acids. The transcript is spliced from 10 exons. NCBI's taxonomy places the organism in Eukaryota, Metazoa, Mollusca, Bivalvia, Ostreida, Ostreidae.
GUUUAACCUUAAAGUUUUAUCUUGAAUACUUAAGGUAGCUCACUAGACCACAAUUUGUGCUUUUUAUAACACAACGUCACAAGAUGGCAAUUUAUUUGUUAAAUAAUGUUUGUAUAUAUCAAUGGAUUUGACUGAAAAUAUAAUCAUAGCUAAGUUGUUAAUGUAUCAGUUAAAGAACCGCAGCUCAUCUGUUGGAAACAACCAGAGCUUUUUGUUCUUAUUUACAUAUUUUUUCUCCAUAUUUACAUAAUUUAAACUUUGAAAAUCUUAAUUUUUUAUCCAAAACUUUAAACUUCACAUUUUUUUUGCUUAUAUUCACCUAUUUGACUUUUGAUGCAUCAAUUAACAAGGAAUUAUCUGCAGAUUUGAGAAACUAUUUCAAGGUGUAGUGAAUCAUGUACCUUAAAUAUUUCAAAGAUUUUUUCUUUGUCCUGUUGAGUUUGAGAUAAUGAGAAUUAACUGUAAAUGUGAUAUACAGUUCUUGAUUUUAAAUUGUUUUUCAUUGUUCAUCUAUAACUGACAUCCCUGGGGUACAUACAUUUUGGAUACAGUAUACGGCAUUACAUUGGGCAGCAAAGCAUGGUAAACCAGAAGUUAUAAAAUUAUUGGCUAGUCAGCGAAAUGUAGACAUCAACAAAAGAACUAAUGUAAGUAUUCAUUUUAUUUUUUAUUUAAUAAAAAAUUCUUUUCACAAAUUAAAUUAAGAUAAAUAAACUAUUUCAGAAAUAAUUGUAAACGAACUAUUAUACACAUCACAUAUUAUUUGUGAAUAAAAAAGUGGCGCAAUAUACACAAGACAAAAUGCAAUACUCACUUGCACAAGUUAAUUAUAUCGAUGAUCCCAUUCUGUCCCAUGUACAUUGCGCCAGUUUAUUUUACUUCAUGACUUCAUACUUUCAUAAUAUAUAUAUACCAUUACUUUGAAGUCUAACAGUGCUUUGAUACUGUUUAUUUUGCCCGAUCAUUUAUUCAACUUGACACUCUCAUACACAAGUUAAUUAAUUAUAGGGAUGAUCCCAUUAUGUCUCUUGUAUAUUGCGCCACUGUAUUUUAAUUACUUCAUGACUUCAUACUUGUAUACCUUUACUUUGGAGUCUUACAGUGCUUCGAUAUUGUUUAUUUUGCCCGAUCAUUUCUUCAACCUGAUAUACAGCCUACAUUUAUUUGCUUUGAAUGUUUGUACAGUAAUCAAUAAUUAUCAAGUACAAUAAAAAGAAUUGUAUUAGCAUUUGAACAUUUGGAUUUCACUUUUAAUCAAUGCACAUACAUUGAUUAUUUGAAGAAGAAAAAAGAGCACCUGACUUUUGAGUAGUCAUUAUGAACACAAGUCAGCAAAGUGCUUAGCAAUAAAAAUUGCCCCAUCAGAGGUUUUCAUGAAUUUCGCAAGUGAAUAUAUUAGUAUAUAAAUCAUAUACUCAUUAUUUACUUUUCUUGAUACUGUCAGUUUUACAGAGUGUGAUCCGAUUUUCCAGAUUACCACACUGUGGGUUUCCAACCCUGUAUCACCAUUCUCUGAAACUGAUAACGUAGGAGUCUCAUUAAAUGAUAUCUGUAUUUUAGCGGGUUUUUAAAAGAGCUCAUUAAAAAAUAGCUUUGCUGAAUAAGUGAACAUCAUACAACUGAUUUUAGGAAGAUGGUAUUGUAACUAAAACUUUUAAUUGAACAAUCUGAAUCACGUCUCACUGCCAGGCAUGAAUCAUCCGAUUAAACUCAACGCUUUGUGUCUCGUUUGAUCUGAUAAUCAGUGCCUGGCAGCUCGACGUGAUCCAGCCCUUUCGAUCAAGUUACAUUAAAAUGAUAAAUAUUUAUUACACUUUUAUAAACUAUUGACUUUAUGGGAUAUUUGUUGAACUUAUUUAUUUUAAAGCUUCAUUAAAUAAUCAUGUAUAUCAGGUGUUUUAAUUAGUUUAUAACAGUACUCCUUCACAAAUAACCCAUCCUAGAGAAGAAAAGUUCAAUAAAUUCUGUUGAGUUGUGAUUACACGUAAGUUUUAAUUUUGAAUAAUGCAGGCAUUUGCUAAUUGAAAACAAAGACAAAACUUUGGAGGAGGAGUGUUUUUUAAUUAGAACAUUGUUCAGACAUUACAACCUAUUUAUCUAUAUAUGUACCCUCAGGUAAUGAAGUAUACAGGGCGUGGGUGGUUGGGGGUUUAUCUUAAUCUUAAUCAAUGUCUGUUGACACUGCAUAUGAACAUUAUUUUGUAUAGACUAUCCCUAUAACCACUGGCACCGCCAAAAAGCAUAUACCUUUUAACUGCAUGUAAUGGCGUCUCGAUCAUUUUGUGAAAAAAAUCUGGGCAAGGUGUGAAAUGAUAGAAAUCAAUCACUCAUGUUUUUCUAUAUCAUUCUUUUUUAAAGUUAAUAAUUUGAUUAAUGUUUCAUAUACUUGCAAUGUUUUAAACUAUGUGUUUGUUUUAAACUGUGUAUUUGUUGAAAGUUUCAAUAUAAAGAUAGAAUAAAAAUUGAUAUAAUAUGUAACGAUAGAAGCAAGAUCAAAUAUUAAAAGUUCUUGAAAAAGAAUUAAUUAUUAAUUUUUUUAUUUUUCAUAUUGAUGAUCCUUUUACUGUACUUAGGGGGGCUACACUGCAUUACAUCUUGCUGCUAUGCAUGGGCAUGAAGAAAUCAUUGAACUUUUAGUUUCAACGUACAAAGCAGAUGCUAACCUACGAGAUUACAGUGGAAAGAAAGCUAAACAAUACUUAAGAAACACUGCCUCAACAAAAGCACAGCGUUUGUUCGGAAAUGACAUAAAUGUUAUUGCAAUGGGAGAGUUAUUGUUAUCAAGAAAGUUGGGAUCAUCAAUGGGUUCUGGAAGAUCUCUGGAUGAUUCUUUUACAAGAAGUGCGUCGUUUAGACGAAGCAAGCAGGUCAAGGCAAUAAGCAAUCUGAUUCAUGGUUCCUCUUCCGGUGUGAAGGCCAUGUUUAGGACCACAUGGACCGGAUCAGCGGAUGAACUCGGUCGGAACCGGAUGUCACGCUCCAGAAGUCCCAGCGCUACUCCACCCACCAGUGGGCACUCCUCGCCAAGUCCUCAGCGGAGAGAGACGUUUGCCAGUCGGUCAGUAGAUAGAGAAUUGAUGCCACCUCCCUCCGGCCCCGCCCGAAAAAGGAGAGAAGCACAAUCAACAAGUGAAGGAAAUCCAACCCCUGAAGAAAUACCUAGAACAAUAUCGGAACCUUCCUUAGUCAAAGGGAGAGGGUCAAAAACUUUCAUUUGAUUGUCCAUAACAUCAGAACUUUGCAUUUCACUGUUCAGCCAUGGAUCAUUAUCAUGAGAUCAUCACCACUGCCUGGUGUCAUCAAAUCCGAUAUUGAAGGUGCAAUACUAUGAGGACAUAAGGAAUAAAACAUGUAUUUAUUAGCAUUUAGAAUCUCCAUUGUAAUUUGUUAUUUACAAAACAGUUGGCAUUUACAACAUGUACUUACAUUUUUUUACCGAAAUAUAUGUAAUAUAAUUGAUAUGCACUUACACAAUGUAUAUGUAUUUUUUAUUUGUUACCCAUAUUGUUGAAAAUAAAAUGAAUAUAAAAAAAAGGGCCCUCUUGAUUUUU